Molecule: messenger RNA, 896 nt
Organism: Sphaerulina musiva SO2202
Lineage: Eukaryota; Fungi; Ascomycota; Dothideomycetes; Mycosphaerellales; Mycosphaerellaceae
Exons: 1
Coding region: 1-870 (289 amino acids)
Source: RefSeq, a predicted model, not a curated record
AUGACCAUCUCCUUAUCUCCCAUCUCCCGCAACGCCGCUACACGAAACUUCUCAACGAGCGGCGGAGCACGAGCAAGCAUACUCUUCCAGCUCGCCGCCCUCUCCAACGCACGAGAAACGCAGCACUUCAACAAGAGAUCCAAACUCGACCGCUACGAGCAUAGUCCGAAUUUGAAACUCAUCAAGACGAGUGAAAUCGACCCUUAUCCUGUCCCCACAAGCAACGUCGAGAAGUUUUUGCAAAAUGGUACAACACCAGUAUCAUCAUCAUCAUCAUCAUCAUCAACGGCGAAACCAGCUUUCAAAAAAUCACAUAAUGUAGUAGUACCUGCUUGGGAUAGCAAAGCUCUCGCAGCCGGACGAGCCAUACUCGCAGAUUCCGCUCGGCAGAGAAGUCAAGUAGCACGGGUAGUUCGACGUCUACGGAGACGGGAGUCUCGAGGGACUCGAAUUUUGCAGGAGAAGCUUGAGGCGCUUGCAAAGGAGAGGCAGAGAAUGCGGGAAGAGACGAGAUCUGCGGGAUUUUUAAUCUUGCUCUCGGUGGCUACUGCUACGGGGUUCGCCGCGUGGACGUUUUGGCCGACUAAGUCUGUGGUGGUGGAUAGUGCUGCUGAUGCUGCUGAUGAUGCUGGGAGACAAAUCAUGGAGCAGGCGAAUGAUGUUGCUAUUACGCCGGUUUACUCCCCGGCUGGUACUUCUUCUACGAAUGCAUCUGUUGCGACGGGACUUGACAGGGGUGUUUCCACGACAGCCGCGACGAAGGGUCCAGACACCGCCGUACCUACUUCACUGCUUCCCAAGGAGCGUGCCACUGUUCAGCCUGCCCCGAUAUCAUGGUCUUGGAGGAAUCUAUUCUGGAAGCAUCAAUAAUUAGGUAUUAACGAAACCAUCACGAU